GGCAUGGAAGCCCAACAACAUAAGGAUCUAUGGAAGGUCUACAGAGAGGAAAUACCCAGCACCACUCAUUAAUGGACACCUCCUGUUCUGGUCGCGUAGGAUGGGAAACUCUCUGCAACUACAUGCUGCAGAAUUACAAGCAGAGCGGAGACUCACUCCAGGCUGGAAUUAAUGUGCCCAUUUCCCAGCCAUUGAUACGCCACUGUACCUAUAAUAAGAGAGAGCCCAUCAUUCGUAUUUUGGCAGUGGACCGGUCACCACCAAUGCGUUACAUCAGCAUCAGCAAGGGAGGAACACUUGCAGUGUGGAAUAGUAGUCUUAACAUCACAAAGCAACUGAGGAUGUGUGCUGAACCCUCUGAUAAAACAGAAUUGGGAAGGUGUUGUAUUACAGAUGGCAUUUACAUGGCCAAUGUCCACAAGAUCGCUGUGGCAACAAUGAGCAGGGGCAUUCACUUCUUUGACGUUGCCACCACAAACUGUUUCGAGCAGUUUCAUUUAUUUGAAGUUUGCUAUUGCACUUACAUUAUGGCCUUGUUGACUCCCUGUUUUUUAGGACUGAAUCAUUUCGCCACUGCUCUGAGUUAUUGGUAUGACAAAGAGGAUCCAGGAGAGAAGUGUGUGCUGAUGUGGGGAGAUGAGAGUGGCUCUGUAAAUUUGUUCUGGUUUCUUCAGCCUUCAAAGGGACUCUUUGAGACAAAAUUCACCAAGCAAACAGCCUCCGUGCCUAUUUUUAUGCCAGCAUGUCUCGUCGCUGUAACCUCGGAUGUGGCCGGCUCGGAUGUGGCUGGAUUCUUGGUACCUGGAUACCUCCCUGUACCUUUUAUCCCAGAGGUGCAAGAAGAGCUCACGAAGACCUGGCACACCCCCUUUUUGGCGCGUACAUCUUACACUGCCGCGGGUCAAGCUGCCUCCGAGCUUCAUGCCAUGGCCAUCCUGCACGUCCACCAGACUAAGGCAUUGAACAGACUGGACGAGGGAAAGCACGACUCAGCAGUUAUGCAGGAACUGCGCACAGCCACUGACCUCGCUCUACAGGAAACCAAGGUGACGGUGCAAGUGCUGGUUUUCGACGGUGAAGAAGCAGACGGAGGCCAUCAAGCACAUCCUACCCUGCCGCGACCUGGUCCCCAGCAGGGCGUAGAGGUCCCGGACGCUGUCUGCUUCCCAGCAGUCCUGCUCCUCCGUUCCUCCUGCCCCGGCUCCAGCGCCCCCUUCCCAGGCGGCCUCCCGCGGACGGAGAACUUCACGGAGGAUAACAUCUACUCCCCGUCAGCAGCCGAACAAGAAGAAGCGGCCCUGACGGGGACAGCCCUGGCUGGACCAGGACAUCGGGCGCAGCUCCAGCCACACCACCGCUGUCGAGCCACACUGGGACAAUCCUGCCUCGUCCCACCAUCUUCAUUCUCACAAAAAGAGCUUCCUUCCUCCCUGGGCGUUUUCAGCAUGCAGCAGCCUCUACCCGACAUUGCGUCAUGCCGAUGCCUCAGCCUUCAGCACUCUCUACUCGACGUUCCUCUGUCACGGUAUCUGGAGGCCUGGUUACAGCUCCCCAACCCGUCGCAGUGGCUAGUGAGGACGAUCCGUCUCGGCUACACGCUCCAGUUCGUCAGGCACCCGCCCAAGUUUCGGGGCAUUCUAUUCACCUCAGUGAGAGGCCAGAAUGCUCCCAUACUUCGGGCUGAGGUCGAGCCCGUCCCUCUGGCCGAGAUGUCUUCGGGGCUUCGGGGUGACUACUUCAUCGUCAACAAGAAAAGUGGGGGGCUGCGCCCCAUCCAGGAUCUGCGCACUCUGAACAAGACCCUUCACAGGCUCCCGUUCAGAAUGUUGACGCAGAAGCACAUCCUGACGUCCAUCCGAUAUCAGGAUUGGUUUGUGGCAAUCGACCUGAAGGACACGUACUUUCAUGUCUCGAACUGCAUUGAAGAGGUUCUUUCCUCUCAUCCAGGCCAAGCACGUGCUGCUCCGCAUGGACAGCAUGGCUGCCAUAGCGUAUGUCAACCACCAGGGGUGCAUUCGCUCAUGGCAGAUGUCGCAACUCGCCCGACGCCUCCUCCUCUGGAGUCAGCAGCUGGGGAAGGGCGCGGUCUGGCACCCGAGAUCAGACCUCUGGAACCUCCACGUCUGGCUUCUGGAAGGGAUGAGGAGAUCCUGAGUGACCUGCCUCCCGCAGUCGUGAGUACGAUCACUCAGGGAAGACCCACAGAGCUGUGCGAUCAGUGUCGAGCUGUCCUUCCUUCAAGAAAGGACAUAAGUGCCCAUAGUGAACUGAUCACCUUUCAAAACAUCCCACACAUCCACAAUGAACCGAUCAACAGAAUCAUGUAUGAGCACCAUGGUGAGCUCAUUAUUACAUCAUCUGAAAGCACAGGCAACUCUGUGGUAAUCAUUGAUGUCCAUCAGAAGAGACAGAAAUACACUUGGAGAAUUAAAAAGGGAGUCAAAUGUUUUGACUUCAGCUCUUCUCACAGCCUCCUGGUAACUGCUGGAGUGGAUCCUGCUGUGAGAAUGUGGAACCGCUAUGUGACCUCUCAACCCAUUGCGGUUCUGCGCAGUCACAAGACCAAUGUGGUGGAUGUGGUUAUUCACCAAGCAAUGAGCAAGAUCUUCAGCUACGCUAAGGAUUCUGUGCUGAACAUAUGGGAUAUACCUUCUCAACAAUGCGUUAAGACAAUUGAGCUGAAAUUCCCUCAUUUCCAAGCAGGCGGUGUUCUUGAACAUGGCACCUUUCCUCUUCUUCUCAGUCUGACGGCAGAUCCUGCGCUCCUGGUGACCUGCAGGGAGUAUUUGGCUAUGCUGAGACUCCACAAAACAGAGUCCAAAGGAAAACUCUACACAUGUGCCCUUUACAGUCCUCAUCUUAAACAGGUAAUAACAGCCUGUGCUGACUCUUCAUUGGCUGUGUGGGAUGUGAAGACAGGCCUGAAGAAGAUGGAAAUAAGGAAUGCUCAUGGUAUGGAGAAGAUUUCUUGUAUUACACUGGACCGAAGCCAACGCAGGCUGAUCUCUGCAGCCACCAAUGGAACUAUCAAGGUGUGGAACGCAUUGAAUGGGCACAAUCUUCACAAGCUAGAAGCUGUCUCCAACACAGAGGUCACUGGGAUCAUCUGUCACCACGACAACCAGCUUAUAGCCACAGGAUGGAGUCGACUCAUCGCUCAAUAUAACAUUGCAUUUUCAAAUGACACCCAUGUCAAAGCAGAUCUGUCCUGGAAGCCUGGUUGUCAACACAGUGAGGAUAUCCUAGCAAUGGAUCACUGUCCAAGUUUGGGAAUUCUGGCUACUGGAAGCUAUGAUGGAGAAAUUAUUAUCUGGAAUAUGAGUCUUCAAAGGUCCAUAACAAGACUGCAGAGAUCCCCACAGGACAAAAUGGGACCCCAACAAAGGUUAUAUCCGCCUGUUCAUAGGCUGCUGUUCCUGCAAAGACGAGCACAGAAAAAUGUUUCGAAAAACAGUGCUGUGCUGCUUAGCUCACAGGCCGGAUCUGUCUGCUGGUGGAGCAUCUAUGGACCCAAGCACAAGCAUGGGCAGUUCUAUGUGCCUGGUGAAUCUAAUAAGAGUGUGAUGGGUUUAAGUUCAGACCAGGAAAAUGGUCUUCUUGUCACUGGAGACACCACUGGAUCCAUAAAAGUGUGGGACAUCUCACAAUAUGCCUUAUCGGCUGGAGAUGAAUGUGCAACAGAAUUACCUCCACUGUUACAUUCUUGGAGGGGCCAUGAGGGGGCGUUAGUGAGCAGUGAGAUUCUGGCGCACGGCUCUCGAAUCUUCGUGCUAACCGUGUCAGUGGACUGCAGGGCCUGUCUGUGGACCAUCGAUGGAGGUUAUGUAGGCUGUUUUGGACAGGAAGAGAAGUGGGAUAUAAGCAACCCAGACACAUAUCAAAUCAGCAGGAUUAUUGUAUAACAGGGGUCCCCAGGUUCGGUCCUGGAGUGCCGGUCUCCUGCAGAGUUUAGUGCGACCCUAAUCAAACACACCUAAAGCAGCUAAUCAAGAUCUUACUAGGCAAAGCAGAAACUUACAGGCAGGUGUGUUGAGGCAGAUUGGAACUAAACUCUGCAGGACACCGGCCCUCCAGGAACAAGUUCUAUAACAUGUGUUAGUAUAUUG
Molecule: messenger RNA, 4106 nt
Organism: Triplophysa rosa
Lineage: Eukaryota; Metazoa; Chordata; Actinopteri; Cypriniformes; Nemacheilidae
Exons: 21
Coding region: 30-3902 (1290 amino acids)
Molecular function (GO): protein binding
Source: RefSeq, a predicted model, not a curated record